CCAAUCACAGCUGCGCUUAUGUGCAAUGGGUGGUACCAACAUGGCGGCUCUCUGAGUUUCCGAAGAGAAAUUGAGGUGUAAAUAAACUCUUCGUGCACAAUUUGCACAACUUAUCAGCAUAUUUCUCUAAAUUAAUUUAUGAGCGAAUACUCUGAAGCCAAAAGAUGUCAGCCGACGGCAACAAAAAACAGUUCUGGAAGAGAAACACAGCCAAGGUUCCUGGGAAUAUCCAGCAUGUUUAUGGAGCCCAACAUCCUCCCUUUGACCCUCUCCUACAUGCCAAUCUGAUAAAAGCAGGAAACAAGCCUCCGCCUUCCACCACGCCAGGAAAACCAAAGAAAGCCACCACCUUCCAAGAGUUCGAGAGCAUCACCAGUGACGCCUGGGAUGUGGGAGAUGAUGAUGAUGAACUUCUCGCCAUGGCAGCCCAAAAUCUCAACAUCGAGGUUGUCAUGGAGACAGCCAAUAAGGUGAUAGAAAACCACAGCAAGCUGCAGGAAAGAAGACAGCAGCAGAUUGAUAGCAUGACUGAGCCUGAUGGGAAAGACGGGGAGGAAGCGCACGAGGAAGAGCCGGAAGAAGAAGAAGAAGAGGAGGAGGAGAGAGAGGAGGGCGCAGAGACGACAACAGAUCUGUCUUUCGGUUCAGAGGCUCUUCCAAUCAGUGACAACAGACUGGUGAAGUCACACAGUGAAGCUCCUGUCGGCUCGCCUAAAGAAGUGGGCGUUGAACAGGCAUCACUACACAGACAGCAGUCACUCCCGCACAGACCCACGAUUCCACUGGUGGCCCGCAUGGCAGAUCAGAACACAUCCGGGACUCCCGCCAUGACCGAGAGAGAGGCGUCGAGACUCGACAAGUUCAGACAGGUUCUGGCCGGCCCUAAUACUGAUCUGGAUGAGCUUCGGAAGUUGAGCUGGUCUGGGAUUCCGCGGCAGGUGCGCCCGAUCACAUGGAAGCUCCUCUCAGGGUACCUGCCUGCCAAUGCAGAGCGGAGGGAAAGCACUUUGCAGAGGAAGCGGCAGGAAUACUUCGGCUUUAUCGAGCAGUACUAUGACUCCCGCAACGACGAAAACCAUCAGGACACAUACAGACAGAUUCACAUUGACAUACCGAGAACUAAUCCUCUUAUACCUCUCUUUCAACAAGCUUCUGUGCAAGAGAUCUUCGAGCGAAUUUUGUUCAUCUGGGCAAUACGACAUCCAGCAAGUGGUUACGUUCAGGGCAUCAAUGACCUUGUCACACCCUUCUUUGUGGUUUAUGUUUUCGAGUAUAUUGAGGAAGAGGUGGAAAAUUUCAAUGUUUCCAGCUUACAGGAAGAGGUGUUGCGGAACAUCGAGGCUGACAGCUUCUGGUGCAUGAGCAAGCUCCUGGACGGGAUUCAGAGAUGGUACAUCGCCACAUGCAGCAGUAUGAGGUGGAGUAUUUGCAGUUUGCUUUCCGUUGGAUGAACAACUUGCUUAUGAGAGAACUUCCUCUACGCUGCACCAUUCGCCUGUGGGACACUUAUCAGGCGGAGCCUGAAGGAUUCUCUCAUUUCCAUUUGUACGUGUGUGCUGCCUUCCUGGUGCGAUGGAGGAAAGAGAUUCUAGAAGAAAGAGAUUUCCAGGGUCUGAUGAUUCUGCUCCAGAAUCUACCUACAAUGCACUGGGGAAAUGAGGAAGUUAGCGUUCUCUUAGCUGAAGCUUACCGGCUGAAGUUUGCCUUUGCCGACGCCCCUAACCAUUAUAAAAGAUGAGGCUUCGCCCAGCACAGUCACUGAAUAUGACAACCCCUACUGACCUCGGAGGCGCCACUGUCCGUUUGAUGAUACUGAAGUGAAACAGUGACAUUUUUUAUGGGGGUGGGAAUGUGUACAGUGGACUUCAACUGUUCCUGGAAUUUUUCCACACUUCUACUAAUAUAAGCACUCCGAACGCCAUGAGUCAACUGGAUGUCAAAAUCAUGCGCUCUUCAAAUACACUAAUUUAAUCUUUGUUUCUUUUUUUUUUUUUUUCUUCUUAAAUUUAAUCACAACCAAUUCCAAGAUUUAGCUUUUUCACGCACUGAAUCUGCAGAAAAGUUCAUUUAGACGGCAGGAUUCCGCAAUACUAGAAUGGGACGGUAGGAUGGAUGCUGGCCCAAAUGAUUCAUGGCAAUAAUCAGACAUUACUGAGAAAACAUGGUUUAUAAACAUUUGCAGUGAGAUCGUUUGGUUUAAACGGCGCCUACAAACUCUUAUUUUAACCAUGGUCUACCUCAGGAAGUGUUGGGUGAUCAUUUUGUUUGUAUGUUAGAACAGUGCCCAUGAGUCAUCGGAAUGGAGUCAAUGAAAUUUGCCUUAUUUUGGCUGAUUGAGUUUUGCGAGGCACAGGUUCAGUCAACAAGGGCAGCUGGGGACGAAAACUGAAGAACUGAUUCAAUUUCUGUUGCUCAUGGCACUGUCGUUUUUCACGUCCCAUUUCGAUAUAGAUAUAAUAAUCUGUACUGACUGUACAAGGCUGUCAUUAAUAGAUGUGUUUGGGGACAUCAGCUUCCGACUCUUGACAUUUUGUCAGUAUUUGAACAGUGCACUGCUUCAAUCAUGUCAUCAGGCUUUUAAAUUUGUGUGCCAGUUCUUACAACUAAAUAGAAGUGAAACUGCACUUGAUAAGUAUAUUUUCAUUCUUUUUGUACAAGAUAUAUUCUAUAAAUCAGCUUUUUUUAAUUAUUUCUUCUUUUUAUAUAUACCGUUUACAUGAGCCUGUUAAGUUGUGCCUAACUAUAGAUAUUGACGACAUCACAGAUAUUUAUUUUACAUUCAUGAUCACUUAGGAUGUGGCAAAGCGGAAUGUUUGCCUUUACAACAUUCACUUCUGCAUAAACGGUGAAUUCAGCAGCUAUACUUGGUAUCUUUAGGCUGUUUGAUGGGCCAUAGAAUUGAAAGAGUUUACUGUAACUGACAUUCAGUGCCUGGACAAAAUGGAGUUCAAGCUACGAGGGGUUGCUGGGAGAUUUUCUGGAUACCAAGCUUCUUGUCUUAGUUUCUUGACUUCAACCUACAGAAAUGUCAGAAUAGAUUUUAAAAGAGGUUUGAAUGAAAUGAUCUUGAAUUAAAUAGCUUUGUACAGAAUUAUCAUGUUUUUCAAAGAUAUGUAAAUAGAAAAAUGUGUAAAUAAAAACUAUAUAUAUAAAUAUAAAUGAU
Pimephales promelas (fathead minnow) is the source of this 3163-nucleotide messenger RNA. The record is from RefSeq and is a predicted model, not a curated record. NCBI's taxonomy places the organism in Eukaryota, Metazoa, Chordata, Actinopteri, Cypriniformes, Leuciscidae.